UAUAAAUAUAUCCUUUAACAUACACACACAAGAAAAAGAGAAAGAAAUUUUUGGCCAUAAUCGAUUCUAUUAUAUAUACAUGAUGAUGGAUUUCAUAAAAUUCGUGGAAAUUUGAACAGUCAAGUCAAAAAAAAAGUGUAAACAAGGAGUCGUAGACAAGAAAAAAUACAAAACAACUGAUUACGUACGAACGUGAAUCAUUAAUUCGGCAUGACCGAUAGUAAUUCAUUAUUUGACUUUUAUGAUUGCAAUUCAUCCAAUAGUUUUUUAAAGUUUGAAGCUUCUUCAUCAUCACCACUUUUUGAGUUAUCUCCGCCGUCGUCGAACGGCUUAUGUUCACCACCCUUAUCAUCAUCUAAUAAUCAGUUAGCUAGCAAUCCAAAUUCAAUAGUUAGUGACAAGAUGGACUCAUCAAUGAAUAACCCUUUGUUGACAACAGCUUCUAUGCCAAUACCUACACGUAAUGUCACAUCGAUGUCAAAUUUAAAUAAUAAUAACAAUAAUCGAAUGAUGAAUGAUUUUUCUGAUGUGAUUUUUGAGUUUGAGAAUUCAAAGUCACCGAUAAGUGCCGUCAAUGAGAAUUCCAAGCAGCAACAAAUUCCUAUGAUAAUAAAUUACACUGAUCAUAAUGUAUUCACAGGACAACAAAAUGGUUCAUUUCAUGGUAAUAGUACAUUAAUGUGGGAAGUAAAUCCAAUGAUGAAUACAGCUAUGGAUCAAUCAAAUAGUACCACAGACAUACAUGAUAAGUCAGGACCGUUUCAAAUGGAUGAAGAUGAUAUAUUUCAAGUUGAUAAGUCAGACUUAAUACAAGGUCCAACACUCGCUGAAUUAAAUGGUGAUAAUUUAUUUGUGGACCUUAUCAACAUAGAGGAUAUAUUGACCGAUGCGAAUCAAUAUCAGCAACAGAACAUCAAUCAAAAUUCGCAAUUAACACAACUAACAGCAGUCAACUUUCAAAGUCUUCAAAAUGCCAUUAAUGAAUCAUCCUUACAAAAUGAGCAGCUGUCACCAAAUCAAUAUAAUACAAUAGCUAUUCCACAAACACCACACAAUACACCGAUUCCAUCUUUUCAAAGUGGCGGACAAAUUAUAUAUUAUGAUGAGGCAGCAACUAAUAAUUCUCAAUAUGACGUUUAUUCACCACCUAAUACGCUUUCAAUUUCAACAUUGCGUAAUGUUGCUAGCACACCAAAUCAAUUGUCUGCAUUUUCACCUGGAAGCCAUAGCUCGACAUCUACGUCGUCAAUCGUUUUAAACUCAUCAUUAAGUCCACCACCUUCCAAUACAACACCAAUUAGAGGCCCACGCAUACCGAGAAGUGGACGUUCUACUGGUCUCGUACAACACAAUCCGAAAUACUCGACACUUAAAUCUUUAUUAACUGAAAAGGCAAAUUUGUCAAACAUACAGAAUGCAUCAUCACCAAGUCAACUUAUUACACAAACUACAGCUUUAUCGCCAUCUGGCUUACCAACACGUCGAUUAAACAUGCAAGGUGGUGGAAUUGUCUCAUCACGUCUCUCCUCAUCAGCACCAACUAAUUUCUCAUUGGAACAAAUGUGGACACGUCGAGAACCACGUCCACAUCUUCUAUCAACUGGAAGCUUAGCUGAAGGACAACAAGGAUCAACAUCGUCAUUAAGUGGUGAAAUUUUAAGUCCAGAAAAUAUUGACUAUUUUCAAGAUGAUAACUUCUCGGACGAUGAUAGCGACCAUUAUGAAGAUUUUAGUUCAGAUUCAGACGAUGACGAUAAUAAAGAUUUUCAGAGUUUAUUAGGCAACGAUAGUAACAACAAUUCAAAAGGUAUUUCGAAGAAGAGUCGCUACUUCUGGCAAUAUAAUGUACAAGCAAAGGGGCCCAAAGGACAACGAUUAGUAAUUAAAACACAGGCUGAGGAUCCACAUCACUUAAAUGAGGCAACUGAUCCCGUCUUCUCACCAAGCUGUUCCAUUCGUGGCAUAAAAUCUGUUCAAAUAAAGCAUAGUGGAAAGGCUCGUAAAGGAGAUGGCAAUGAUCUUACACCGAACUCAAAGAAGCUGAAUGCAAUCGGAAAGGAAUUAGACAAGCUGGGACGCGUCAUCAAUGAUAUGACUCCGGUCAGUGAAUUGCCUUUUAAUGUUCGACCAAAGACACGCAAGGAGAAGAAUAAGUUAGCAUCUCGUGCCUGUCGAUUGAAGAAAAAGGCUCAACAUGAGGCAAACAAAAUUAAACUCUUUGGACUAGAACAUGAACACAAACGCUUAUUGUCAGGAAUAGCUCAAAUGAAGCAGUUGUUGGCUUUGAAAUGUAGUAACACUCAAGACAAGCAGGAAGAAAUCAAUCAGAAAAUGGAUGAGGUUUAUUCAAAAGCAACUGUUAUUAAAAUAGCUGAAAACUCCACUGAAUAUGUUAAUCGAGUCUUAGAAAGGAUUAAAAAUGGAGUUCCUGGCGGAGGAUUGGAGGAAUUUUAAAAGUAAAAACCAAAAAAAAAAAACAAAUUUAAAAUUUUGAAAAAAAAACACUGUUUUUGAGAAUCAUGAUGAUAGUAAGUGUGUUCAGCUGAUUGCAAGCGUUUUUCUUUUUUAAUUAUAUAUUAGGCUUCAUCUAAUUUUUAAAAAAUUGGUUUUUGACAAAAAAAAGAGAAUAUAUUAGAAUAUGUAAAAUUUAAAAAUACUAUUGAUAUGGAUUUAGUGCUGCUAAAAAAUUAUAUAUUUUUGGAAAGAAGAACAAUUGUUGAUAAAAAAAAAGAUUCUAGAAAUCGCGUAGAUCGUCGAUAC
Messenger RNA from Chironomus riparius, 2760 nucleotides. The record is from the annotation of a GenBank genome assembly. Lineage: Eukaryota; Metazoa; Arthropoda; Insecta; Diptera; Chironomidae.